Messenger RNA from Eruca vesicaria subsp. sativa (arugula), 2208 nucleotides. Lineage: Eukaryota; Viridiplantae; Streptophyta; Magnoliopsida; Brassicales; Brassicaceae. The record is from the annotation of a GenBank genome assembly.
AAAAAACAAAACUGAAGCUUUCACACAAAGCCACCUUAUAAUUUUUCUUUUGUUCAGAGGAAGAAAGGAUCAAAGCCACUUUUGCUUACGGAAACUCAUCCCCUCUGGAAUCUUAUCUCAGCCUUUGGAUUAGAUCGGUGGAUAGAUGAGAGAAUUAUCUUUUGGGUUAUAAAUGAUUAGAAGAUUUCUUGGGUAUUGAGAGUUUUGAUUUUUUUUUGCUGUUUUAAUAAUCUUUUUGGGGAAGAGAGAGAGUUUAUCAGAAAAGUUUGGUGGCGGAAAGGGCAAAAAGAGAGUUUUUACGAAAAGCAGAUUGACUGGUAGCUGAAGAAGAAGAAGACAAAGCUGAUGAUAAACCCUAGGCUGAGUUAAGCUGAGAUUUACCUUUUUUUAAUUUGUGUUACAAUCUGUAAGAGAAAAAGUUGUGUCUUUACCUUUUACACAUGCCGGUCGAUUUGGAUAAUUCCUCUACGGUCUCCGGCGAUGCAAGCGUCUCUUCAACGGGAAACCAAAACCCACCACCGAAGAAGAAACGGAGUCUCCCCGGAAUGCCUGAUCCAGACGCGGAAGUGAUAGCUUUGUCACCGAAAACACUGAUGGCGACAAACAGAUUCGUAUGCGAAAUCUGCAACAAAGGGUUUCAACGAGACCAGAAUCUCCAGCUUCACCGUCGUGGUCACAACUUACCCUGGAAGCUUCGACAGAGAUCGAGUAAAGAAGUGAGGAAGAAAGUCUACGUUUGUCCUGUGGCGGGAUGUGUUCAUCACGACCCGUCACGUGCUCUUGGAGAUCUCACUGGGAUCAAGAAACACUUUUGUCGGAAACACGGCGAGAAGAAGUAUAAGUGCGAUAAAUGCUCAAAGAAGUAUGCUGUUCAAUCUGAUUGGAAAGCUCAUUCCAAGAUUUGUGGCACCAAGGAAUAUAGAUGUGAUUGUGGAACUCUGUUUUCUAGGAGGGAUAGUUUCAUAACGCACAGAGCUUUCUGUGAUGCGUUGGCUGAGGAGAGUGCUAAGAACCAUACUCAAAGCAAGAAACUUUAUCCAGAUACUGUGACAAGGAAGAAACAUAAAGAACCUGAGCUGAAAUCUCCAUGCGCCGUUGAUUCACAUCCGCUAACUCCUCAUUCUCCGCCGUCGGUUGCUAUAGCUCCGGCACCUGCUAUCUCGGCUGAGACUGAGACUACUAAAAUCGCAUCUUCCUCUGUUUUGCCGAUUCGGAGUUCUUCAGAAUCUCCACAUAACAACCCUCCUCCUGAUGAAGCCAUCAUCAUCGAGGAAGCACCAAGAACGAUCGGUUUCAAUGUGAGCUCAUCGGUUCCAAGCAAUGAUAAGGGCGUAUACGCAGGCUUGUUUGCAUCAUCAACACCUUCUCCUAGUUUAUAUGCUACUUCCUCAACACCACCUUCGCUUAGUUUAUAUGCUUCUUCAACACCUUCCCCAAGUCUAUUCGCACCAUCUUCUUCCUCCAUGGAACCCAUCUCCCUCUGUCUCUCCACGAAUCCUUCACUGUUCGGACCAACAAUACAAGAUCCACCACCACAUUUUCUAACCCCUCUUCCUCCACAGCCAGCUAUGUCAGCAACCGCGUUGCUCCAAAAAGCUGCUCAAAUGGGCUCCACGGGCUCGGGUGGUUCUUUGCUUCGCGGGUUGGGUAUAGUGUCAACUACUUCGUCAUCUAUGGAACUCAGCAGUCACGAACUUGGGCUGGGACUACUACCGUGUAGCAGUGGUGGGAGUGGAUCGGGUCUGAAAGAGCUCAUGAUGGGGAACUCAUCUGUGUUUGGUCCAAAGCAGACGACACUAGACUUUCUAGGACUAGGAAGAGCUGUUGGCAGUGGAGGUAACCCUGGUGGGGGAUUGUCAGCUCUGCUAACGUCUAUUGGAGGUGGGGGAGGAAUGGAUGUGUUUGGAAGUGGUGAGUUUUCAGGCAAAGACAUUGGUAGAAGUUCGUAAAAGAGAUAUGGAAGUAGAAGAGUGUAGCAUAUAGUAGUUUAUAAGUAUUGUAUCAAAUUUUAGUAGAUGUUUUGGUAAUCUUGUUUUAGUGAAAGUUUUAGUGUUAUUCCCCUAUAAGUUUUUUUUUUUUUUAAUUAUAAGUACAUAAUGCUUCUAGCUAGAAGUCGGCAACAAAAUGAAUUUAUUUUUAUUUGGUAGUCUAUUAUUUAUCAUCAUUUUCACAUAGGUGUAUAUUUUAUGAGUUUGAAUUCGAAUAGGA